CUUACCACGGCCUGCACUGACAGUUCUGCUGGAAUUGCCUUUAUAAACAGUCUAUCACACUACCGGACUGAGCCGAUAACUACCCUAAUUGAAAGCAUUUCCAUCACUGAUCAGUCAGGCACAGGCUUCGCACAACUCUUCAGGAUAGUAAUUCAACCCGAUCAUCAAGUGGAAAGAAUGUUGGUAGUCCUGGCACUGCUGGUGUGUUGGGGAGCUCCUGGAGGAGGUAUGAGAGGGCCUCACCAUCCUAGAGGACACCAUCAUCAUCAUCAUCAUCAACCCCAGGCUCAAACAAAGCUGACUCAAGACUCUGAACUCAUCAGGGAUAUUGAGCACAUCAAGGAAGACUUAGGUGACUGGGGCAUGUCAAAAGAAGCACUGCACAAACUAACUCCUGAAGAAUUGGACUUUCACUAUUUCAAACUCCAUGACUUUGACAACAACACUAAACUUGAUGGACUGGAGAUUCUCCAAGCUAUCCACCACACAAUACACAAGGAGGUAGAGGAAGAGGAAGGGAAGGAAGGAGAGGAGGGGAGUGGAGGACAUGCCUCAGAAGGCAAACCUCCCACUGAAGAUGAGCUUCCAUACUUUAUUGAACUGAUAGACCAAGUAUUAGCAGAAGAUGACCAAGAUAAAGACGGCUAUUUGAGUUACAUGGAGUAUGUGAUAGGCAGACAACGGGAGCAAACCAAGCAAGACUCUGUGAAACGAAGCCUGCAUUCACAUGGGUAGUGUUUGGCUACAUCCACAUUGGAUAUCAUUUGAGGAAACUGAAGUCAAUCGUUGACUUUAAAUAUAUUUGGGAUAAAUCUCAAAGGGAUGAAAAAUUCUUGUUUCAGCUUGUUGCUAAUAAAAUUGACAAACAGCAGUAUUAACAUCAUAGAAUUUAUGUUUUGCAACUGAUUACUAACA
This is a messenger RNA of Macrosteles quadrilineatus (aster leafhopper), 915 nucleotides long. RefSeq names its product multiple coagulation factor deficiency protein 2 homolog. The transcript has 6 exons. Bases 178 to 735 code for a protein of 185 amino acids. Gene Ontology annotation, molecular function: calcium ion binding. NCBI's taxonomy places the organism in Eukaryota, Metazoa, Arthropoda, Insecta, Hemiptera, Cicadellidae. The record is from RefSeq and is a predicted model, not a curated record.